Zootermopsis nevadensis is the source of this 2119-nucleotide messenger RNA. The record is from RefSeq and is a predicted model, not a curated record. NCBI's taxonomy places the organism in Eukaryota, Metazoa, Arthropoda, Insecta, Blattodea, Termopsidae.
AAUAACAGAUGGCAGUAUAGCAAGUCAUGGUUUUAGCUAUUACGUAGAAUUGAGAUACCAAUCCUUGUGUCUGAUUUUCCGUGGUCAAUAUGAAUAACAAUGGAUGAGAAAAGGCUUGUCGUGUGUGUUUAAACUUAAAUAUCACGAGGAAGUAUUUUAUCAGCUUUGUGAAACUUCCAUCCCAUGGUUCGAUUUAAGAACAGGUAUAUUGUAAUUGAAGUGAAUCCCAUUAACGAGAAUAAUGAUGCUGCUUUGAUAUUGAAACCUGCAAGCCUAUAUUUUUCAAUUACAAAGAAAAUUCAGCAAGUACAUGGAGAUUUUGGGGUUGCUGCAACAAAGACGGGACUUGCAGCCAAAUAUUGCAAUAAAUGGACAAGAGUUGCUGUGGUGCGUGUUCGGCAUGGCGCUCACCGACUUGUGGCCAGUUGUUUGCCGUUAUUGCAGCAGGUCGAAAAUCAAAAUGUCAUAGUGAGGACUUUGUAUACUGGAGCAACUCUGCAGCAUUGUUACAAAUUCAUACAGCAUCAUCAGAGAUCUUACCUGGAAAAGAUAUGGUCAAAAUUGAAAACGGAAGAUGAGAGGAACAUGAUGGAAGCUGCCCUCACAGACUUAAAUUCUCUAGAGUUGUUUGGACAUGCAGAAGUCAGGAAUAAAAAGACGGAGGUCGUGGAAGACAAAUAAUGGAGUUUGCCGAUUUUUCUGAGGUGCUUGCUGCUCCGUUUGGGCAGGCUGUGUAGCUGUUAAACGGCAGUGGAUAAAGGUUGCUUUAUGCAGUAAGUCGGAUACAGUUUCCUACCAACUGAUGGCAGUGGACAUACGUAACUUCAUGCACAACAACUGUCAUGGUCUCGUACGAGCCAGACCAAAGAGGAUGAUGAAGAGAGUGGAGAUUUUGCGAUGGAAGGAAUUUGUUUUUAUCCGUUAGUCAAGAAGUCAUUAGAAGUUACAGUUUUGGAACAAUUUCUAAUUGUGCUAAUAAGGGUUUCAAUGCACAGAACAAUGUUAAACUGAAACAUACCAUUUCAUAAUUCUAAAGAACUUCAGUAUUGCACUACGUGUGAAGAUUAUUCAUCAGUUAACCAAAAUACAUCAUCAGGCAAGCUACAAUAAAGAAAAUAUUCCUUCUGUAUGCAUCUGUUCCCCAGUCCAAGUGACCUCACAACGAAGAAGUGCCCAAACUGGCACAGGUGAGUGAACAGGGUUGUUCAGUAAUUUAACCUGCCUCGACAAGCACAGCAAAUGCGCAUAAAGAUGUCCGAACUAACGCGCAACAAACAGAAUGCAAUAAAAUAAUUCGUCAAAUAACAUAUUCAGUUCAUGCUGUAUAUAUUUUCACUUCAUAUGUCAAAUGAGCAUUGCCGACGUUUCAGAGAUGCUUGCUUCCUGAUGACGUAGGCAGCAAACACGUUUGAAACGUCUACCAGACUACGUGGUGCAACAAGCUAGAAGACAGACAUGUUAGUACUCGCUGCCGUGAGAGCCCGAAAUCUCUUUUUAUUGUUAUUGUCCGCUCGGUAGUAAGUUUAGUUACCACAGUGACGUAAGUUGGCCGAUAUGCCGUGAAUUUGAAGCAGGGAUCGCAGGCGCAGAAAUUGCCAGUGAUAAUAUCAUACUCCGAAUUGCAUGCCACGAAGUUGUCCCCUUGGACUUCGGGUGAAGUAACUGCCUGUAGCAGUUCGAUACACCGGAUUGCCUGUGAAUGUCCGGCAGACGGACCAGUCUUGCAUGGUUGGUUACGCGCCGCUGAGUGAACGCGCUACAUCCCCUUCACUUGUUUCGUCAGCGAUAAUGUGUACAGUGCGUACUUACAAGUGUCUGCUCAAAAACCACGCGUGGCAUGAAUCCGUCACAGUGACAGGUGGGUCUUUGUGUUCAAAGUGCUUACACCGAAAUUCCAUUCUGCGUAGUGCAAAGGUGCAUUUGAAGUGCGAUAUUUUCAAGGGCGGAAGGGAAGAUCUCACUUGGCAGAUCUUAUCGUAAGUAUGAAGACAAAGUUGAAGCAUUCGGGGAGUGAAGGCGUGGACUGGAUUCAACUGCCUGAUGGCAGAGUUGAGUGACGGAUUUUAUGAACGCGGUAAUGAACGUAAUUGUAAAUAGUGUUGUCUACAUAACCUUUUAU